Molecule: messenger RNA, 792 nt
Organism: Microthlaspi erraticum
Lineage: Eukaryota; Viridiplantae; Streptophyta; Magnoliopsida; Brassicales; Brassicaceae
Source: the annotation of a GenBank genome assembly
AUGGGGAAGAAGUGUGAUUUAUGCGACGGUGUUGCAAGAAUGUAUUGCGAGUCAGAUCAGGCGAGUCUAUGCUGGGAUUGCGACGGCAAGGUUCACGGCGCUAAUUUCCUCGUCGCUAAGCACACGCGAUGUCUUCUCUGCAGCGCCUGCCAAUCCCUUACGCCGUGGAAAGCCAGUGGGCUUCGAGUCGGCCCAACCUUCUCCGUCUGUGAGUCAUGCGUCGCUCUUAAAAAUGCAGCCGGUGGCGGCGGCGGCGGAGGUGUGAGCACUAACCGGAUUUUAUCGGAGGAUCCUGGCCAGGAGAUCAACGGUUUCGAUCAGGAAGAGGAUCAGCUCAGAGAGCACGACGGCGACAGUGCGGAAUCUUACGAUGACGAUGAGGAUGAAGAUGAGGAUGAGGAGUACAGUGAUGAAGAUGAGGAUGAGGAUGAGGUUGACGACGAGGAAGCGGAUAAUCAAGUUGUGCCGUGGUCUGCGGCGGCGCAACUGCCUCCGAUGAUGAGUGAAUCAUCUUCUAACGGCGGAGGCGGAGAUCUGGUGGCCAAGAGGACCAGGGACUUCUCCGAUGAGGACGAGAUCGGAUGUUCUUCAGCUCAAGAGUCAAACUAUUCUCGGCCGUUGAAGCGACCGUCAAGAGACGCACACGCGUUUGGAUCACCGGCUGUGAUUAAUUCUAUCGUCAGAUUAGCAGAGGAGAGACCAUUGAACGGCGUCGUCGAUUCACCACCUCCUUCAUCGUCGUCUUCUCGGUUCUUUGCGAUCGCCAAAACGAGGAUAGAUCUCAACCGUUGA